UUGAUCUCCACUAAUACUCCCCGUUGACCACAGAAAAACACUCCGUGUCGAGAAAGGGGAUUUAAAUUACAGUAUUUUUGCUCGCAUUUUGCAGAGAGCGUGAAUGUCUGCGUGCGUAGGUGUGGGCCGUACGCCUCAAGCGUCGUUUUCCUGGUCCAGCCUUGCUCCUGCGCGACGUUUGCUGCUUGGUAACGUCGGCAUCGGUGGACUUGUUUCGCCUGCUUCCUGUUAGCCUCGGGCUCGCUGGAAAAGCCAACAUAUGCAAAUGAAGGACCGAGUAUAACUAAUGAACAGCGGUGGGUGUAGCUGAAAUACUCCGCACUCUCUCUAACUCGUAGUUUAAACGGUGCUGCUGGCCCGCUUGCCAAACAUGAACAGUUGGUUUGCUUCGGUGUGCUAACACUUAGUGAGUAGCUAGCCAUCUUGUUUGUGUUGUGGGUUUUAACUUUGGCAUCGUGACGUUCUCUUGAUGUGUUAUUCUUUUCACCUCCUCGAUAAGUACAAGAGAAGAAAAGUUCGUUAUUAGUACGUGUUAGUGUUGGAUCAGACGGGAAACCGUUACACUUGAAAAGGUAAUGAGGAACUAGUUGACCGUAGGGAGCGCGUUUAUUGACAAUAUUCUCGAUAAAAUGUGGGAUUAAAUCGAUGGGAUCACAGUGAGCCGGUGCAGGUGGUGCUUCGUCGGCGUCGUCAUCGUAAUUAAAGCAGGUUUAGAUGCAGUAGGUCAAUACUUGGCAAGGCAGAAUUCGAGUGUAGAGGGAGGAUCCUGGUCGUUUCUCAACCUCCUGCACGUCCGUCAACCGCCAUGGACCCCCCGAGGACGCGAUCCCGCUCGCGCUCUGGCUUCUAUCAUUUCGGCGUUAAUAACAGUAACAGCAAUGUCGGAGCCAACGGCGGCGGUAGUGCGGUCGGCAACGGGAGUUUGGUGAACGCCGCUGGGGGAGGCGGGAUGAGCUACCCGCAGCAAGGCAGCGCUGGCUGGACGCCGCAUCACGGUGGUCGCAGCUACCCGGACAACCAGCAGCAGCAGCAGUCCGCCAGCUACCUGCCCGCAGGAGCGCAGCGACACCCUUCCCACGGAGCUCACAGACACCCGGGAGCCGGAGUGCUUCAUUUUCAUCCGGAUAAUGUGUGCAGCGAGGAUCGAGACAAAAUGGAAGACAGCCCGAGCCCGAAAAGGCAGCGUCUUUCCCAGCAGUCACUGUUGGAUCUGGGCUCCACCCCUGCACCUCCUCCAACCCCUUCUUCCCCCAUCCGGCCCUGGGAGCUCGCUUCCAGUCGCAGACCACACCCACAUUAUAUACCGGAGCGAUGCCACACCCCUGUUCGCAACCGACGCAGCCCUCCAAUGAGGCGCCAGCGAGGUUGGAGGGAUCGCAUGACCCGCCAUAACCACCAUCACCACCAUCCCCACAAUAACCAUCACCAUUACAACAACCACCAUCAUCACCACCAUCAUCAUCACCAACAACAACAGCAGCAGCAGCAGCAUCAUCACCACCACCACCCAAACCCUCAUCAUCAUCAUCAUAACAACCACCACCCUCCGCCCCUCCCACACCACCCCCUGCACUCCCAUCAUGGUCCCUCGUCGGUCCACCAGGAUGAGAACUACCGUCACCCGACUCCAACUCAGGGCUUCCCAGUCUACAGCCAGCAGCCUCUUCGAGGUCCCGGACCCGAUGAGCGCCCGGGUUACUUUGCGCCUAACAACUCUCCCAGACCGCCACAUCAGUCGCCGCCAAACCUGUCUCCCAGGAUGCUGCACCCUGCUGCACAUGCUCAGCACCCACACCUACCGCAACAACAAGGUGGAGUGAUGCUAGACCUCCAUGAGCAGGGUUCGGUUCCAGUGUCAUAUACAGUGUCUCCUCCCGGUGCUCCCCCUGGACUCCCCCCUCGCUCUGCCCCACAGCAGAUACCAGCAUGUUCUGUGGUCUUCAGCGGGCAGCACUAUCCCGUCUGCAGCGUCCCACCUGUCCUUCAGACUUGUUCGGUCCAGCAUUUGCCAAUGCCCUACCCCUUCCCUUCUCUGCUGUCCAGCGACCCGACCUUCCUGCUCCCCCCACCUCACCUGCCUCACCCACCGACUCAUCUUCCUCAUCAUCCGCCCCACCUGCCCCAGCCGGGGCAGUUUGGACCCUACCCUGCGCAGCCAGCUCGAUCUCCGUUGCAGAGGAUUGAGAACGACGUGGAGCUUCUCGGAGAGCAUCUGUCUUUAGGUGGCGGGCUUCAUUACCCACCCGCCGCCCACCCUACCCUCACGCCACACUCCACGCCGCUUCACUUCCUCUCCCCCGAUGCUCUGCCUCAGGAGUUCUUUGGAGUGCCGUACACAAACAUCAUCCCACGACGUCUCCCGGGGCGACGGUACCGAUCGCAACAACUGCCGCCUUCGCCUUACCACCCGAGCUUCCUGCCUUACUUUCUGUCAAUGCUGCCAGUCCAGCCCACUGGUCCUGCAAUCAGUCUGGAGCUGGACGUCGAUGACGGAGAAGUGGAAAACUAUGAGGCUCUUCUGAACCUCGCCGAGCGCCUCGGUGAGGCCAAGCUCAGAGGACUCACCAAAGGAGACAUCGAGCAGCUUCCUUCGUAUCGGUUUAAUCCAAAUAACCACCAAUCUGAUCAGACACUGUGUGUGGUGUGCAUGAGCGAUUUCGAAACGCGCCAACUGCUGCGAGUUCUGCCCUGCAGCCACGAGUUCCAUGGAAAGUGUGUGGACAAGUGGCUCAGAGCCAACAGGACGUGCCCCAUCUGUCGGGCCGACGCCUCAGAGGUCCAGAGAGACUCGGAGUGACGCCCACGAUUGUCUUGGAUAUGUUCUGCACUGCCUGCAACUGAACUGUUGACACAUGUGGUUGUAUGCACACACAUUAACUUGCUCCUCUCCUUGUGGGUGUCCUUUUUGUUACGUCCGACGAUAUCCCCUUUACGUAACCUCUUGAGUUGCACCGGUUAUUUUUGUUGGUUCUCCACAGGUCAUCACUGGCGCUCAGUGAGUGACCUGCCUCACAUUCUGCGUGUGCCUACACGUGCAUGCACCGACACUGUGCAAGCGUCUUUGAUUGGCCUUAUCGUGCAGAGCUGUGGUACAUGAGCGUGUGUCGGUGUGAGAGCUUUUUUUUGUUUGUUUUUUGAAAGAUGUCCUGGAGCAUGCUUGUGUGUCUGUGUAUCAGACAAUGUAGAUAUGAAAGUUUCUGCACUGUGUAUGUAUGCAUUCUGUGUGUGUUGGGAUUGUUGUGAGAUUUCCACACGAAGGGUCCAUGCUGCCACUCCGUUUCUCAGCUCUCAUGCGGACGGCUCACUGGACGAUUCCUCUCAUGAUUCUAAUCAUUCUGAGACUGACUUUGGUGAUUGAUUUCCUGCCUGACAGUUACCUCAUCGCUCCCGUUCCGGUAAUCACUUGUUACGAGCGCUUCACGGCACUGUUCGGAAACUUAAGCACACGAUAUAUUUUUUCUUAGCGAAAAUACGUUUGUCUGUGACUGCAGUGGCACAUGUUAUAUACAUAUAACGAUAUAUUUACUGUAUAAAUUUAUGAAUAUCUGUAUAUGAAAUAAAAGGCUUGAUAUAAUUGUGGUGGCAGU
Molecule: messenger RNA, 3587 nt
Organism: Synchiropus splendidus (mandarinfish)
Lineage: Eukaryota; Metazoa; Chordata; Actinopteri; Syngnathiformes; Callionymidae
Product: E3 ubiquitin-protein ligase RNF38-like
Exons: 12
Coding region: 806-2797 (663 amino acids)
Source: RefSeq, a predicted model, not a curated record